Harpegnathos saltator (Jerdon's jumping ant) is the source of this 1289-nucleotide messenger RNA. RefSeq names its product zinc finger protein 830. The transcript is spliced from 5 exons. Gene Ontology annotation, molecular function: nucleic acid binding; zinc ion binding. Gene Ontology annotation, biological process: nuclear DNA replication; mitotic DNA replication checkpoint signaling; mitotic DNA damage checkpoint signaling. Gene Ontology annotation, cellular component: nucleus; spliceosomal complex. The record is from RefSeq and is a predicted model, not a curated record. Lineage: Eukaryota; Metazoa; Arthropoda; Insecta; Hymenoptera; Formicidae. Bases 308 to 1216 code for a protein of 302 amino acids.
CCUCCGCUACGAGCCGCCACCUUCCUUAAUCGAGAUUAUAUGACAAAAUUAUGAGGGUUUUUUACUUUUUUGUACAAAUAAUCAGUGUUAAAAUAAUCAAAAUGUGAUCUUGCCGAUUUCCAUACGGAACCGUCACUUUUAAAUAAUACAACUUGUAUCUUCAAGUAACUUCAAUGAAAUAUAAUCGAACAUCGAUUCGCCGUUCGAGUAUCGCUUACCCUACCCUACCGUAAACGUAAACAAACAUAACCUACAAGUUGAGUGGUAGUACGUUUCGUUGUGUGUAUCUUCAAUCGCGUGUGCAAAAAUGUCUUUGAAGAGGAAAUUAACGCAAGAUGAUUUGCGUAAGGCGAUGAACGAACAUAAGAAAAAACUCGGUACAGUUAAAAAGAUUGAAUCGCCAUUAGCAAAGUAUACAGAUUCAGGUCAGCUUAUGUGCAUUUUAUGCAAAUCGAUUGUACGCAAUGAAACUGUAUGGCCUGUUCACUUAAAUUCCAAAAUACACAAGGAAAAUAUUGCAUUAGCAAAAAUGACCAAAUUGGAGCCAGAGAGUUCUGUAAAGGCAUCUUCUAAUGCCACAACCUUCAAAAGACCUCCUUCUCCAUCUCUAAAUACCUCUGUAAAUAAAAAAAUAAAAGGAAUAUUAAAAAACAAUAGUCAGCCAGUGGCGCAAGCUAAGUCAAGCUUGCCGGCAGACUUUUUUGAUAAUAAUACGAAACAAGUCAAUGGUGAACUCUCUUCUGCCAUACAAAAAUCAGAAAACAAAGAUUCUACAGCCAACAUCACAGAUGUACAAAGUAUAGAAAUAGAGGAAGAAAAAGAAAAAGAGAAAGAGAAAGUAAAGGAUAUGAAUGUAUCUGUUCUUCCUGAAGGAUUUUUUGACGAUCCAAUAAUGGAUGCUAAAGUCCGUAAUGUUGAAUAUAAAGAUCCCAUAGAGGAAGAAUGGGAGAAAUUCCAAAAAGCGAUUAAGGAAGAGACUGCACAAUCUGCGCAAAUUAUUGCAGAUGACCAAGAGGAAGCAACAACAGAGAGACAAUUGGACGAAAUUGAGGAGCAAAUAAGGCACUGGUCUAGGGUAAUGGAUCUUGUAAAACGCAAAGAACAAGUGCAAGCUACCGACAGAAAGCAAGAAAAUGUCGAUGAAAACAUGUCAAGUGGCGACGAAACAGAGUUCGACGAGUUCCUCGACUGGCGGGCUAAAAAUUCUUAUAAAUAAAAUUCUCUCUGUAUAUUCAUGCAAUAACUUUGUAAAUAUUACAUCUUUGUUCUCAUAUAUAUAUAUAUAUAUA